AGUGUGCGGAGGAAGGUAGUGCACUCCAGGGAGCUGCACUGAGAUCUUUGAGACGCGGACGCAGGCGGCAGCAGCGAGAGCAUCAGCAUCAAACACAGACCCGCUGUACGGGGCUCGGCAGCCUCCCUCCGUCCCUGUCUCUCCGUGCCCAGCCAUGAAACAGAUGUUACUGGACCUCAUGAGGAUGAGUAGGAUCUGCCGGAUGGUGCUGGCCACUUGUUUAGGAUCUUUUAUUCUGGUCAUCUUCUAUUUCCAAAGUAUGUUCCAACCAGUUAUGAGGCGGAACCCAUUCGCGGCGGAGGGCUGCUGUCGGAAAGGCUCCAGAAACGCCCUACAGGAGCUGUACAAUCCCACACAGGCUGAGUUUUCUGUGGCGGCAGUGUUGCAUCAGGCCCGGCGGGAUAAGGUGGCGGACACAUGUCGUGCCUAUAGCGCGUCUAGCCGCAAGCGACGUGUCCUGACCCCCAGCGACCUCAAGCACCUUGUGGUGGACGAGGAGCAUGAGCUCAUCUACUGCUACGUCCCCAAGGUGGCCUGCACCAACUGGAAGCGGGUCAUGAUGGUGCUGAGCGGCCGGGGCAAGUACAGCGACCCCAUGGAGAUCCCGUCCAAUGAGGCCCACGUGCCCUCCAACCUCAAAACCCUCAACCAGUACAGCAUUCCCGACAUCAACCACCGGCUCAAGAGCUAUCUCAAGUUUCUCUUCGUGCGCGAGCCCUUCGAGCGGUUGGUGUCAGCCUACCGUAACAAAUUCACGCUCCGAUACAACACCUCAUUUCACAAACGCUAUGGGACGAAGAUUGUGAGGCGGUACCGCAAGAAUGCAACAACUGAGGCGCUGCAGAGCGGCGCCGACGUGAAGUUCCAAGAGUUUGCUGAGUACCUGGUGGAUCCGGGCACUCAGAGAGAAGCUCCGCUCAACGAACACUGGCAGACCGUCUACUCACUCUGCCACCCCUGCCACAUCCACUACGAUUUAGUGGGCAAGUAUGAGACUCUGGAGGAGGACGCCAACUAUGUGCUCAAACUGGCAGGGGUGGGUGACUCCUUGCGCUUCCCGUCGUUUGCCAAAUCCACCCGUACCACCGACCAAAUGGCAGCCAUGUUUUUCAACAACAUCAGCUCCCAGCAGCAAGGCCAGCUGUACCAGCUUUACAAACUGGACUUUCUUAUGUUCAACUACUCCAUUCCCAGCUACCUAAAACUGCAGUAAACACACAUACGCAGUUGCGCACACGUUCCGAGCUUGUUCAACAAGGUUGAGCAAUGGGAGAAGGACCGUAACUGAAAGACACAGGCAGGGAAAUCAACCGAGCACUCAAUUGUAAAAUUGUAUUUAUAUCCGCAGGGACGGUUGCUUUAUUUCGAGACGACUAAGGAGUUAUCGUCAACUGUAAAUGCGGACCACUUUGAAAGUCUUUUGAGACUGAAGUCUGAUGUUUUUGUCCAUUGAAUUGUACAUUUCCAGUGUAAAGGCCCCUGUUCCCAAACAUCAAAAGCAAUAUGACAGAUUCUUAGCUAUACCUGCUCAAGUGGUUUAUCUAUUAAUAUACUGCCGCCGCCAUAAUUGAAGCUUCACAGAAAGGAGCACCUAGACUAAUAAUAAGACUCGACAUACAAUCAGAUUGUUCUGACUUCAACCCCCCACUUUUAAUUUCGUGUUCCCAUUGAAAGUGCCCUCACUUCUCCCAUACUCAGAUGGCCUUUGUGUGUGUAUGUGUAUUUAUACAGUGCAUAUUUAAAGGUGCACACUAACAAAGAAGACAAAAAAGAGGCAUUGAAUCGUGCCUUCCUGAAGGGGGCGUGUACAAAUGUGAGUGACAGGCAGGGGCUCCGCCCACUGGGUCAGUCAGGGAGCAUCUGUAGCAGUCGAGGGGUCAGAGGUCACUGCGGGUUGGCCUCAAGCACACUGUUCCCACAACCCCUCCUCCCUCAGUUGGUCUUCAGUAAGGAUUUUUAAAGCAGGAAUUUGUUUUAUUUUGUAUUUGUUUAUAAUGGAAAAAGUUGCUGCGAGCAGCACUCUAAUAAUGCCAUUUGAAUUACUGUGUGAAAUAGAGAUGAGAAAGACUUAAUUUUUUUUUCCAGGAAAGGAAAUCCGCUUAGAGCUAGAGACUUUCUGAGGUUUAAUUGUCAUAAUUCGUUCAUAUUUCUUCUUGCAUCAUUUGCAGAACACUGUUGUUGGGAUACUAUGCUGGUUAUUUUGUGACGGGUGUACAGAAACAGGCAGGACUUUGUUUUCUGAGCUGUUCUCAUGGGAAAGUUUCACACAGUGGUGUAUGUUUGAGAGCGAGAGAGAGAGAAAAUGCAGGCAAAUCUGUUACAUCCAUUAGAUGAUUUAAACGUCUUUCCCAAUUUGAGUUCAAAUGAACACCCUUUAAUUUAGUAAGCUGUCUUUUAUGAUCCUAAUCUGCUUUGACGGUGCACAAAAAUGAUAAAAAAUUGCUUAUUUAUGUGCACAAUUGGCCACAAGCAGGUGUGUCCGAGUGCUUUAUCUCAUUGUCUUUGUCAGUAGCUUGUCUUGACUCUGGCUUAAGGCUUAUGUUAGCUGCCUCUCUCCCAUAUCUCUCUGCUUUUUAGGAAAAGUCCUGGGUUUAUUUGGCCUGAAUAAGUGAGUGCUGAUUAGCAGAAUUUUAAAUUCUGUAGACCAGGGUCUUUAAUGAAGACCACACACACUCGUACACACUUGUGGCAGCACCCUAUGCAGAGGGUAAAACUUGGCAAAAAAGCAAAAGAGAAGAAAAAAAAAACUUUUAAAACCAAGUCACGUUAUCAACCUCUCUUUCUUUGUUUACUCUUUUUCUACUGCUACUCCUUUAAUACAUCAUAUCCUACAAAAAAAAAAAAAAAAAAAAAAUUGAAAAAAAGUUUAAAAAAAACCCUAAAAUUCCCAUGCAGAUUCCUAAUCUUGGAAAACCAGUAAAACCAUAUGGAAGCCAUAAUUACAAAACUCAUUUCUUUUAACCGAGUUGUCAUUUAGUAGCCUAAUUAUGGUAACUGACUGGCUGGUUAGGACAACAACUCAGAUUUACAUGCAAGAGAUUGCAGUAGAUAAAAUUAGCAUGUUAUCUUUCACAAAGACACAUAAAACCUUUAUCUAGUUGUUAUUAGAUUGCCUGCUGAAAUCUCUCCUCUCCUCUUCACCAGAACAGGAAAUGAAUCUGAAGUGAAAUGAAUCACUUCAUUUUGAAUCAUCAGCUCAGAAAACAAAGCCUGGAUGCUUUCUCGGUUUAUAAACUGUUUAUUUCAUUUGUUCUGCAACAACAAACACGGUACAUCCUCAUUAGCACCCUCACGACAGCCACGCUAAUACACGCAUUAGCGCCCACAUUAGCAGGCACAGUGCCUUUCAAACUGUCACUCCAUCACAUGUAGUACAGCUCACUCACGUUGCAUGCAGCAGUUUUCAUUUUUAGAAAUACAAAACAUGAUUUGCUUUAUUUACGAUUCAUGUUUCCAGCUGAGCACUUCCCCAGAUGGAGGUUUUAUCAUAUUUAGCUAACCUUACACACUCUAGUACAGAACGGCUAGGCUCACCUUCCACACAGAUGCUCACAUGGCUUACCUGUUUCUCUAUGUGCCUGUUUAAUAAUCAGUGUCUACAUUGGUUCAAUGCUGCCGUAGCUAUUUGUUUCAGUGAGCGCCCGCUCGCUUUCUUGAGCUCACAAACAUUCUUGAACUAUCGGCAGUUUAAUUUAUUUAUUUAUUCCUUCUCUGUAUUCAGGAUGGACUCUGCCGGGUCAUUGGGUCGGACCCUCGCACUGUAAAUGGGAAAAAUACAAACCAAGUGAACUGUCGGAUCAAUGCGCUCGCUGGAGAACGCGCUCACACACACUCUCUCUAUCUCUCUCUCCUCCGUUUUCUCAAUAAAGCUGAAACUGAAACCCUC
Cyprinus carpio (common carp) is the source of this 3886-nucleotide messenger RNA. It is a transcript of the gene chst11, whose product is annotated as carbohydrate sulfotransferase 11. The record is from RefSeq and is a predicted model, not a curated record. Gene Ontology annotation, cellular component: membrane. Gene Ontology annotation, molecular function: sulfotransferase activity. Gene Ontology annotation, biological process: carbohydrate biosynthetic process; proteoglycan biosynthetic process. NCBI's taxonomy places the organism in Eukaryota, Metazoa, Chordata, Actinopteri, Cypriniformes, Cyprinidae.